Elaeis guineensis (African oil palm) is the source of this 1575-nucleotide messenger RNA. Its product is annotated as protein trichome birefringence-like 33. NCBI's taxonomy places the organism in Eukaryota, Viridiplantae, Streptophyta, Magnoliopsida, Arecales, Arecaceae. The record is from RefSeq and is a predicted model, not a curated record. Gene Ontology annotation, molecular function: O-acetyltransferase activity. Gene Ontology annotation, cellular component: Golgi apparatus.
AACUGAAGUAAGAAGCCCAAACCAAAGGUUUUCCUCCCUCACCGAAAGCUCAGAUGAGGCUCCUUACCUCAUCCAAUAGGAAGAGAUCUUACUAUUUCUAUCUCGUUACCUUAUCUUUCAUCAUCUUUGCAGCCAUUCUAUAUACUGUGGACUUCAACUCCAUCCUUAAGCAUCCAUGUCUGAGGUACCAGCAGCUUGAAUACUCAUCACAACGGCAAAAACCCACAGCCUUUAUCAGAAACCAGGGAGAACGCACAGAAUCAUCCACUUUCACGCAAGCUGAUGAAGCCAAAAUUCUUGAUGAAGAAGUUAUAGUGAACUUUGAAGCCGUGUCAAAGCAAGUUGAGGAAGGGGUUAUUUUCGACGACGACGACGAAGAAGAAGGUGCAGAAGAAUUGGAAGGAGAGAACCAUGGUGGCGUGCCAUUUGCUGUUGGAAGGACAGAGGAGGGUUGCGAUGUGUUCAGUGGCAAAUGGGUCUACGAUGAGGUAUCAAGACCUCAUUACACUGAGAAGCAGUGCCGUUUCAUCAGCGCUCAGAUGAAGUGCCAAGCUUUCGGGAGGCCAGACAAGGCAUACCAGCAUUGGAGAUGGCAACCGCAUGGCUGCUCUCUGCCAAGCUUCAAUGCCACAUUUAUGCUUCGAAGGCUCCGAGGGAAGCGAAUACUUUUUGUUGGAGACUCCUUGACUAAGAGCCAGUUCAUGUCGAUGAUAUGUCUCCUACAGCGUGCAAUACCCAAGUAUGCCAAAUACCACAGACAUUAUGAAUCACAUACCAUCUUCAGUGCUCCGAAAUACAGGGUUACGAUCGAGUUCUAUUGGGCUCCCUUUCUUGUUGAAUCAAAUUGUGAUAACGCCACCGUGCACCGGGUGAUGGAUAGAAUAGUUCAUGCGUAUUCCGGAUCGAUUAAUAGACAUGCUCAACAUUGGAAGGGAGUUGAUGUUUUGAUAUUCAAUACAUAUAUGUGGUGGAUAACAGGGGCGCCAAUGAAGAUUUUGCGAAGGUCUCGCAAAGGGGGAAUGGAGUUCAUCAAGUUGAUGGAAGCAGAGGAUGCGUAUGGGUUGGUGCUGAAGAGAAUGGUGAGGUGGUUGGAGAAGAACAUGGAUCCACAGAAGACCAGGGUCUUCUUCACAGGAAUUUCACCUAGUCAUUGGAGGAGCAUAGAGUGGCGAGGCGAACGAGAUGGUACUUGUUACAAUCAAACAACUCCAAUUGAUGAUCCAAGUUAUUGGGGAUCUGGUGCUAGCAAGAGCAUGAUGAAGGUUAUGGAACAAGUUUUAAGCAACGCCACAGUUCCCAUCACCAUCCUGAACAUUACCCAACUAUCAGCAUAUCGCAAAGAUGCACAUACUUCAAUUUAUAAGCAGCUGCCAUACCAGUUGACCCACACACAACUGAAGAACCCUAAAAGCUAUGCUGACUGUGUACAUUGGUGCUUGCCAGGCCUUCAAGAUACUUGGAAUGAACUCUUGUACACCAAGCUCUUCUUUCCCUAAGAGAUUAACUUUAUGUAAAGGGAUUAUAAUUCAUUUUCUAAAUAUUUUUUCUCUUCCUCAUCUUUUAGGUUUUUUCAAA